UUGAUUGGCAGGUAAUAAUUAAUCCAGCCAGUGAGAAACUGGGAGCCACUGGGCUACCUCUGGCCGCUGGGUGCAGGAGCCUUAUCUCCAGUUAUAAAUAGUGCCAGCAUAUCCGAGGGCUGAGAACCGCAGGGGCACAUGAUGGAAACUCACAGGAGACGAGCAGGGAAUGUAACGUGGGCUUCAUAAAUCCCUGGAAGAGGGCAGACGCUUCCCAGACCGGAGCCGAGGCUGUCCGGCGUUCCGCGUUUCAACAUUUUCGGAGGAGAGUCAAAGUUCAAACCAAAAAGCAGGAGGAGGCUGCAGGGCGAAGCUGAGGGCUGCUUUUCCCUGCCCUGAGCCUCUCCAAAAGAGGAAGGAGGAGACGCCGAGGAGGAGGAAGGAAGGGAGGAGGAGGAGGAAGAAGCCAAGAUGACCAAGAAGGCCGGGAGGCGUCUGAGGGACAGGUUCGCCUUGAAGAACCAUCUGGUGAAGGAAGCGCUUGCCGAAUUUCUAGGCACCUUCAUCCUGAUUGCGUUGGGAUGUGGCUGCGUCGCCCAAUCCGUCCUCAGCAGAGGGGCCUUUGGAGGGGCGCCAGUGAUCUCUAUCGGCUUUUCCAUGGCCGUCACCAUUGGCAUCUAUGUAGCCGGAGGUGUUUCGGGUGGCCACAUCAAUCCAGCGGUCACCUUCGCCUUGUGCCUGGCCGGGAAAGUUAAAUGGAUCAAAUUCCCCAUUUAUACCAUCGCGCAGUGCCUUGGUGCCUUCGUCGGAGCUGCUGUGGUCUUUGGCAUCAACUAUGAUGCCCUCAUGGACUACACGGGCGGGGAAUUCAACGUCACUGGACCCAAAGCGACCGCCCUCAUUUUUGCAACCUAUCCAGCAGAGUACCUGACGCCCAUCAACGGAUUUGCAGAUCAGGUGAUGUCCACCGCCAUCCUCCUCCUGGGCAUCUUUGCCAUCUUUGAUGAAGGCAACCUGAGGGUCCCGAAAGGGCUGGAGCCCAUCGCCGUCGGCCUCCUCAUCCUUCUGCUGACCUCUUCCUUGGCCAUGAACGCCGGAUGCGCCAUGAACCCCGCCAGAGACAUCGCACCGCGCAUCUUCAGCUACAUGGCAGGAUGGGGGCCGGAAGUCUUUACGGCUGGCAACAACUGGUGGUGGGUCCCUAUCGUCGCCCCGAUGUUGGGGGGCGCCCUCGGAGCGGUCCUCUACAUGCUGUUCAUCGAGCUUCACCACCCGCCCCAGAACGAGGGGGCCAAGCACGGCCAGCAUGAGCUCACCAACAUGGAGGAAGAGAAGUGGUUCCAGAAGGAGCAGAUGGCCCUUUAAAAGCGGGGAGAGGAGCCGGCCCACCACCCAGAGCCCCCAGGAGGAGGAGGAGGAGGAAGAGGAGGAAGGCUGUGGGCCAAAGAACUCUGUUCUCUCUCUCCUUGCAAGACCCAAGUUGGUGGCAUCAAAUCUGGAAAACCCAUCCUCCCUUGCGGGGAAGGGGAUUUGCAAUUCCAGCUGUACCCCUGACAUCCCAUCCUCUGGCCUCACCUGGAUGUAUCGGGUGGCCGAUCCCGCCGCCGUGCUUUCCAGCAUCUCAUCGGCACAUGCUUGACCCGAGCCAGCCUGGGCUCAGCUCCGCUCAGUCCCCAGAAUACAGGAGAUGCUUCCCAUCAUCUCCCCGUUUCAUAACCCUGUCCCAUGAGAUCACCAGCCGGUCUCGGUGCCCACUCAAAAGCGCCAGCCGAAAGGGGCCAUGAUGGCGUCGCCGGGCAGGCAGGAGUCCGGCUCAGGAUCUGCCAGGGAUAACGUGGCCCUUUCCCCCCCCCACUCCUUUUCGCAGGAAUUUUCCCAAUCCCCUUCGGCAGAUCCCUUGCCUAGUGGCCAUCACGACACCUUGUGGCCUGGAGUUCCACAAACGAAUGGAGCACUGCUCGGUUUUAUUGCUAUUUGUAGAGCUUGGAAACUCAAACUUUGGGGGACUUCUCCAACGGGGGAUUGUGGACGAUGUAGUGCUUCACAUUCAAAAGGGUGCCAGGGUGCAGGAGGGUGUUUUAUACUUUAAUAACGAUGAUGCUGGGCCGUUUUCUCUUGCCUCCCUGCCACGCUUAUCCGUUUCCUCAGAGGGGCCCAGUCCUGGAGGAGAGAGGUUGUGGGGUCUGAUCCUUAAGCCAGGUCUUCUCCCAUGGCACGCUUAUGCCCAUUUCCUUGUAGAAGGGAUUCCGUGGGAUUUACAUCCAAGUAAAAGGUGUGCCAGAUUGUGCUGCAGGAAGGCGUCCCGAAAGUUUUCAAAAAGGGGCCUCCCAACAGAAGGAUCAAAGGCGGGGGUUUCCUUACCGGUGAUGCUGAGGUGGUGGGGCAGCUGCAGGCAGAGCGGGUGAGUUGCCCCCCAGGGACAGCCAGCUCCCAGACAGAGAGGGCUGAGCCCCCGGGCAUGAUCCUGCACAAGCCACCUGAACGACCAGGAGGUUUCCAAGAGCCUGGCUCCCUUCAGGCGGACCUCUGCAGCUCAAAUGCCCAGAGGACGGGGGCCCCAGAAAGUGACGGAUCAGGGCCGAACCGCUCCCACCUGGAUGUUCCUUCCCAGAAAGAAAAAAAAA
Pogona vitticeps (central bearded dragon) is the source of this 2564-nucleotide messenger RNA. It is a transcript of the gene AQP9, whose product is annotated as aquaporin 9. Lineage: Eukaryota; Metazoa; Chordata; Lepidosauria; Squamata; Agamidae. Gene Ontology annotation, cellular component: plasma membrane; basolateral plasma membrane. The record is from RefSeq and is a predicted model, not a curated record. Gene Ontology annotation, molecular function: glycerol channel activity; urea transmembrane transporter activity; water channel activity. Gene Ontology annotation, biological process: water transport; glycerol transmembrane transport.